Messenger RNA from Impatiens glandulifera, 831 nucleotides. Its product is annotated as 36.4 kDa proline-rich protein-like. The record is from RefSeq and is a predicted model, not a curated record. The coding region runs from base 1 to 831 and encodes 276 amino acids. The transcript is spliced from 3 exons. Lineage: Eukaryota; Viridiplantae; Streptophyta; Magnoliopsida; Ericales; Balsaminaceae.
AUGGAGUCUACUUUUCAUCCAUUGUUGAUUUUGUUAUUGGUGGUAAUAACUCUCUCCACCAUCGUUGUCGAUGCUGACACAUUUGCAGCGUAUCCUUUACCUGUGAUCCAUAAACCGCAUAAGAAACCACAUCCAUCGCCUCCACCGCCACCUACAGAGAAUCUUACUCCAAUUUUGUACCAUCUAUUAGCGUCGGACCAUUUUGUGAAACCACCGCCCAUACAGAAGCCUACACCAGCUCCGCAUCAACCAUCGCCGAUACAAAAGCCUGUACCAGCUCCACAUCAUUCAUCACUAUCAGUUGAGGGGGAAUCGCUAGUUGGGGGAAAACUACCGCCUCAUAAAAUUGUGGUGAAACCACCUCCUAAGACACCAUACUAUCCAUCCCCUCCUACUAAGAAGCCUACUCCAACUCCAACUCCGUACCGUCCACCAGUUGUGGUGAACCCACCGCCUAAGACACCACAAUAUCCCUCGCCACCAGUAGUGACACCAUACUAUCCAUCGCCACCCAUUGAGAAGCCUACUCCAACACCGUACAGUCCAUCGCCGCCAAUUGUGGAGAAACCACCGCCUAAGACACCACACUAUCCAUCGCCGCCCGUUGUGGUGAAACCGCCUCCAAAGACACCACACUAUCCAUCGCCACCCACUGAGAAGCCUACUCCAACUCCGUACUAUCCAUCCCCGCCAGUUGUGGUGAACCGCCGCCUAAGACACCACACUAUCCAUCGCCGAAGCCUACUCCAACUCCGUACCAGCCUACUCCAACUCCGUACCGUCCAUCACCACCUGAUCAUUUGGGGAAACCGCCAGUUGAUGAUGAUGUGA